Messenger RNA from Nymphaea colorata (pocket water lily), 1260 nucleotides. RefSeq names its product beta-glucosidase 12-like. The record is from RefSeq and is a predicted model, not a curated record. Gene Ontology annotation, biological process: carbohydrate metabolic process. NCBI's taxonomy places the organism in Eukaryota, Viridiplantae, Streptophyta, Magnoliopsida, Nymphaeales, Nymphaeaceae. The transcript is spliced from 10 exons. Gene Ontology annotation, molecular function: beta-glucosidase activity. Bases 16 to 1260 code for a protein of 414 amino acids.
GAGGACGUAAGGCUCAUGAAAGACUUAGGAUUGGACGCCUACCGAUUCUCCAUAUCCUGGAGCAGAAUUCUGCCAACUGGCAAAGUAAGUGGAGGAAUCAACAAAGUAGGAAUCGGCUACUACAACAAUCUCAUCAACGAACUUCUGUCCAAAGGUUUGAAGCCAUUUGUCACGCUUUUCCACUGGGAUCUUCCUCAAACCCUAGAAAGCGAAUAUGGCGGAUUUCGAAGCAAACAAAUCAUCGAAGAUUUCGCAAAUUUUGCGGACUUGUGCUUCAAAGAAUUUGGAGACAGAGUCAAACACUGGAUCACACUCAACGAGCCUCACACGUACACGAACGGCGGAUACGUUAUCGGCACUUUCGCACCAGGCCGGUGCAGCAGGGUUUUGGGGAACUGCACCGCCGGAAAUUCAGGAACGGAGCCCUACAUUGUUGCCCACAACUUGCUGCUAUCCCAUGCUAGUGCCGUCAAGCUGUACAAAGACAAAUACCAGGUAAUUAAUUUCACUGGAGAACAGAAGGGAGAAAUAGGCAUAACAUUGGUGACCCACUGGUUCAUUCCAUACACAACUUCUGCGUCCAACCAUAUGGCAGCACAACGGGCAUUUGAUUUCAUGUUUGGAUGGUUCAUGGAUCCAUUGACAAAGGGUAAUUAUCCACCAAGCAUGAGAUCACUUGUGGGGAGCCGCCUCCCAAGAUUCACAAAGGAGGAAACACAGCUUGUAAAAGGGUCCUUCGAUUUUCUUGGACUCAACUACUACACUACCUACUAUGCAUCAAAUUAUCCUGCAGGCUACAAAGUCAUUGCUCCCAGCUAUGCCACAGAUUCCAGGGCUAACACUUCAGGGGAGAGGAAUGGCAAGCUUAUUGGUCGUGUGGCAGCAUCAUCGUGGCUAUAUAUGUACCCCAAGGGAAUAAAGGAUCUCUUGCUACACAUCAAGGAGAAAUAUAAUAAUCCAAAAAUAUUCAUUACAGAAAAUGGAUAUUCAGAGUUUGACAAUAGUACUCUUCCCUUAAUGGAAGCACUUAAGGACCCAUGGAGAAUGGAGUACUAUUCCAGUCAUCUUUACUACCUACAUGAGGCUAUACGGCAAGGAGUUGAUGUGAGGGGAUAUUUUGCAUGGUCACUCCUUGACAACUUUGAGUGGGCAGAUGGCUACUCCAUCAGGUUUGGGCUUGUCUUCAUCGACUACAACAAUGGAUUGCAAAGGCAUCCCAAACACUCUGCCUACUGGUUGCAGAAGUUCCUUCAUUACUAG